Molecule: messenger RNA, 1522 nt
Organism: Engraulis encrasicolus (European anchovy)
Lineage: Eukaryota; Metazoa; Chordata; Actinopteri; Clupeiformes; Engraulidae
Exons: 4
Coding region: 39-893 (284 amino acids)
Source: RefSeq, a predicted model, not a curated record
AUCGCACCAAGCUCAGAGCAUGCGGUGUCCCUGAAGUUAUGUGCAAUUCCCUCAGGCGCAAAAGCCCUGCAAACCAGAAAACGGCAAAGAAUGCCAAAAAGCCUAAAAAGGCUGAGGUAAACUACCUCCCUCCAUACCCAGCAGGAGAAACGGAGGAAAGUUUGGAGCAAGAGCGGAUUCAGCUACUGACUGAGAUCCAAAAAAGGGACAACAACAAAGUGAUAAAGGAAAUAAUGUGCAACACAUUUGCACACCGAAGAAAUGAAAUCGUAAACCAAAUGCCCAGCAUUAAGGACUUCCAUGCGAGGUGGCCUGCAUUAUUUGAAGCAUCCCAAAUUGAAGAGGAGUUUCACCGAAUUUCUACCGUGCACCUUGAAGCUAAAUUUAUGGCCAAGCUAGAUGAAUACACUCCCAGGCUCAUGACAAUCUUUCAGGCCAAGGGUGGCGCCAUGGGAUUGAAGCUCCAGGCCAUUCUCCUCAAGGCCCCAACCAAUCCUGAUGUCAACUUGAUGCGGGACCUCAUCAUCCAGUGCUUGAUGGUAUACCUUGGGGAGUCCCUGAAUGAUCUCUUGAAAGAGUUUGAUGACGCUGAUGAAGAACGGAUGUCCGAGGACCUUGCUGCUCAAAAAAUGAAGAUCUACAGCAUCAUGUCCAGCUCAGCAGAGGGGCCGAGCGAUGUUGGUGUCGUCAUUGAGGGAGUGAAAGUUCUCACCACUCUGGGUACCUUUGCCAGGGCUUGCUGCAUGCUCCUUGGGCUGACUUAUGCACUAAAUCUGGCCUACCCUAAGGAGCUCAGAUAUACAUUUGAAAUCUUCCAGACGCUCCUUCUGGAGCUGGACUGUUCAAAGCAGUCCCCAAAGCUGCACACUUUGAAGAGUAAGUUGUUGGACUAAGGAAAUGCCGAACUGGACACUUGAGCUGAGGCGGUGCGAUGGACACUUGACUUCAGUUUUUCAGAACUUAAUGACUUAAAGAUUUACCUUUUAAUUUCUCCAAACACUACUUUUUCAAACAGGUUGACACACGCACUAAAAAAGUCAAAAUGUGUUACGCCAUCAUCGGUUGAUUUGUUGAUAUCUGAUGUGUCUGUAGAUGUGUUUGAAGCUGUGAACGAAACAUUAACAGUUAUAUCUACUGUGCCGUUAAGCAAACUUAUGCUAAGACCGUGCGAUGGACACUUGAGCUGAGGCACUGCGAUGGACACUUAAGCUGAGACACUCUGACUGCUGUGUUUCCGCCUCGAAGAAAAGUGUUCAUUAGUCUUCAUCAGUCUUCAUUAACAUCAACACAUCUAGCGUCUAUUUGUUAAGUUGAUAAUAGCAAACACUUCGCAUACAAAACAGUUUUGGAACAACUUUUGAAAGAUAUUGCCACUUUAGAACAAAAAGCCAUUUUCAUUUCAAGUUUUGGAAAACGUACAAGGGUUACAAAGUAAUGCUGUAUGUAUUCAUGUCAAUGAAGACUGAAACUUUGACAAAUUUCCCAUUACCCAAUACAAGUUACAGCUGUUACUUUGGUGUUC